Molecule: messenger RNA, 2074 nt
Organism: Gopherus evgoodei (Goodes thornscrub tortoise)
Lineage: Eukaryota; Metazoa; Chordata; Testudines; Testudinidae
Product: zinc finger protein 883-like
Exons: 9
Coding region: 257-1681 (474 amino acids)
Biological process (GO): negative regulation of transcription by RNA polymerase II
Molecular function (GO): DNA-binding transcription repressor activity, RNA polymerase II-specific
Source: RefSeq, a predicted model, not a curated record
AGACCCCAGGCUACCGAUUAACGUCCAUGUUUUGCUCCAGAUCAUCCCAUCCUCCCAGAGGGAAGGCAAUGGCUGCAGUGGAGCUGGCUCAGUAGAGUUUCCAGUUUCCAAACCUGAUGUGAUCUCACAGCUGGAACGAGGGGAAGAGCCGUGGGUCCCAGACCUCCAGGGCUCUGAGAAAGAAGUGCUUCCAAGAGCUGCCUUCCCAGGUAGUGAUCUAUGUCUGGAUUCUCUCUGUCUCCCUUCAGAUGAUGGGAUGGUGAGUCAGAAUGAGGAGGAGAAACCCCAUCAGGAAGAUGCUGAGCAAAGAGAACCACAUGGGAUGUUAUCAGGAAGAUCCAAAGGGAAUGUUUCCGGGAGUUGUGCACUCCCAGAAAAACCAAAAGCCUGUGAGACUCAGGGGAGGCCAGAGGGAAACUUUAGUAGCUUCUCAGACCUUAUAACAAGCGACAGAAUCAACUUGGAAGAGACACACUACAGGUGCCAUGAGUGUGGGAAAAGCUUCAAUUGGCGCUCACAUCUUAUCAGACAUCAGAGAAUCCACAUAGCUGAGAAACCUUAUGGAUGCUCUGAGUGUGGGAAAUGCUUCAUCGAUAGUUCAGCCCUCAUCUCACAUCAACGAAUUCACACAGGAGAAGCGCCCCACACUUGCUCAGAGUGCGGGAAGAGCUUCAGUCAGAACUCACACCUUAUCAGACAUCGGAGAAUCCACACAGGAGAGAAGCCCUACACGUGCGAUGAGUGCGGGAAAAGAUUUAGUCGGAGCUCACACCUUAUCAGACAUCAGAGAAUCCACACAGGAGUGACGCCUUACACAUGCGCUGAGUGUGGGAAAAGCUUCAGUCAGAACUCACACCUUAUCAGACAUCGGAGAAUCCACACAGGAGAGACACCUUACACGUGCACUGAGUGUGGGAAAAGCUUCAGUUACUGCUCUGCCCUUAUCAGGCAUCGGAGAAUCCACACAGGAGAGACGCCUUAUACGUGCACUGAGUGUGGGAAAAGCUUCAAUCAGCGUUCAAACCUUAUCAAACAUAGGAAAAUCCACAUGGGUGAGAAACCAUAUGGAUGCUCUGAGUGUGGGAAAAGCUUCAGUCAUAGCUCUGCCCUGAUCACGCAUCGUAGAAUCCAUACAGGGGAGAUGCCCUACACAUGCUCUGAGUGCGGGAAAAGCUUUAGUUGGAACUCACACCUUAUCAGACAUCAGAGAAGCCACACAGGGGAGACACCGUACAAAUGCUCUGAGUGUGGGAAAAGCUUCAGGCACAGCUCAAACGUUGUGCAGCACAGAAAAAUCCACAUAGGGGAGAGGCCCUAUGAAUGCCAUGAGUGUGGGAAAACCUUCACUUGCAGCUCAAACCUUACUAGGCACUGGAGAAUCCACACAGGAGAGCGGCCCUAUGAAUGCCGUGAGUGUGGGAAAAGCUUUAUUACCAGCUCAGCCCUUUCUCAACAUCAGAGAAUCCACACAGGGGAGAGGCCCUUUGAAUGCCGUGAGUGUGGGAAAAACUACGUUCACCGCCAGCAGCUUAUUAGGCAUCGGAGAAUCCACGCAGGAGACGCCUUCCACCAACAUGCAUGGCAGAAGAACCAGAGAGAGAUGAACUCUCAGAAGUGUUGGGACAAACCACAACUUGAGCCAAGAUUCAGGUGUUGGCAAUGGGGAUUAAAAGAAAACUAACGUAUAUGACCAGAAUUUGUGAUUUUUGAAUAUAUUAGUGUUACUAGUGAAAAUGAAAUUAUAGGUAAUGUUAUUGGUUAAAGAGUAAGAGACUAAUUGUUUGAUAAUCUGAAUUAUUUUGGAAAACUGAAAGUUGUCUUGUUUUUUCUUUUUUUAGUUGUACAGGAAAUGAUGUCCAAUCUUCAAAAGUUAAUUUGAUUUAAUUUGCCUCCUGUAGUGUAAGGAGCUCUGGUAGAAAACCUCACUCCAAAGGUUGGGGUGGGAGAAUAGGUGUUAGAAAGAGUGUAUAAGAGAAUAUUGGGUCUAUAUAGAUUUUAUUUUUUUGUAUUUCAAAUAGAGCAUAUUUUGCUUAGCUUCAAAGUCAAUUUCUAUUAAAAGGAAAACUACUCGAGG